CAAUUGCUCUUAGUUCUAUCUGGUUUGAACGUGAAGAACAAUUAUAUAUUUUUAUUAUUAUUAGCAAUGUUAUUUUGAUGAUUAUUAAUAUUAUAAUCGCAUGGAUCCACCGAAAUAGCACAGUGCAAAUCAGCAAAAAAAAUAUAGCCGUUGAAGAAAUUUUGAAGACUCUAGGAUUAUCAGUUGGUUGUUUAAAACGAGCUUUCUAUUACACGCUAAUGUUGGUCAUUUGUUGGAUUAUUACUUCAUUUGGAAUUAAUGCCUUGACAUUGUUAUGGCUCCAUCAUCGUACUACGUUGAUAAAUAAUAUUGCUAUGAUCGUCACUUUUCAACACCCAAUGCACGUGAAUACUAGUAUUGAGAUGGUUUUUACUUCAUCAAUCAGAGAUAUGGGUUUAAGAUUGAAAUGUAUCAAUCGAUUGCUGUUAUUACAUAGUAAAGUCAAAGUUAAUAAUUGGAUAUUAAAUCAUUAUCAAGUAUCUUCUGCUACUGAAUCAUAUCAAUCAGAAAAGAAAAACAGUGUUACUCCCAGCUUUCCUGAAUAUGAAGCACCAUUUCAGAAUAUCAAUAAGACUCUUAAUAUUAUGAAAUAUUUACACUUGGAAAUAAAUUUACUGUGCAACAGAAUAAUGAUGUUAUAUGGUUUUCAAUUAUGUAUGGCAUUAUCAAUAAUUUUUGUAGUAAUGACAUGUAUGUGUUAUGCGAUGUGGUUAACUGUAUUCAACCCAACUCUGACAUCACAUGAAAGAAUUAUCAGAAGUGUCGUUCUUUCGGGUUGGCUUCUGGUAUACGUCUUUAAAUUUAGUCUGAUAAAUAUUAUUAGUGCUAAAACAGCUGCAGAGUAUAAACGUACUGGUGAAAUAAUUCAUCAAAUUGCAAUACAAUCUCAAGAUAAAGAACUUAUUGAAAAUAUUCAACAAUUUUCUAUUCAAAUCAUGCAGAAUCCCUUAACAUUUUCUCCCUGUGGAUUUGUACAACUUGGAUAUCCACUGAUUAAAAAUUUUAUUGCAUCAAUGACUACUUAUCUGGUCAUAAUUAUACAGAUGAGUGAUCCGUGAUGAGAAUAUGAACACAAAAAUUGUAAAGAAGAUAAUUAUAUAAUUUUUCAUUUUUUUCAUACGCUAAAUAGUUUUAUAGUAAUUUAGACUCUACUUUUUCUAGAGUAUCAUUGAAUUUCUCUUUCAGUUGUGGAACACUUAUUUUCAUCUUUUUAAUUCUGACAGUAAGUGUAUUACAGUGUGUAUAUGCAAAUUUAAAAGCCAUUAAAUUUAUGAAAUUAAAACGAAACUUUAAGAGUCGAAAAUAGUGAAAUUAUUACGGAAGUUUAUCAAGUUGAUAGAGAAAGUGAAUGAAGACAUGACAUUAUUACUGCUUGAAGUGGAUAUGAGAAAAUAUGUUUACCGGAAUUGAGUUAUAAUAGCAUAGAAGGAAUCUUCACGGUCGAACUUUGCGUGUAUAAUUACACACGUAAGAAUGAAAUAUUAUCGAGUAAUUAUUUGUAAUAGACAGAUUAAAAAAGUAAUAUUAGCGGUCAUUUAUGAAACUCAAGGUAAAAUUAAAAAUAUAUGGUGAAAUUGU
Molecule: messenger RNA, 1578 nt
Organism: Chelonus insularis
Lineage: Eukaryota; Metazoa; Arthropoda; Insecta; Hymenoptera; Braconidae
Product: putative gustatory receptor 28b
Exons: 5
Coding region: 78-1058 (326 amino acids)
Biological process (GO): chemosensory behavior; sensory perception of taste; male courtship behavior
Cellular component (GO): membrane; dendrite; axon
Source: RefSeq, a predicted model, not a curated record